Messenger RNA from Drosophila rhopaloa, 873 nucleotides. RefSeq names its product peroxisomal acyl-coenzyme A oxidase 3-like. The transcript has 4 exons. Bases 1 to 873 code for a protein of 290 amino acids. Lineage: Eukaryota; Metazoa; Arthropoda; Insecta; Diptera; Drosophilidae. Gene Ontology annotation, molecular function: fatty acid binding; pristanoyl-CoA oxidase activity; FAD binding. Gene Ontology annotation, cellular component: peroxisome. The record is from RefSeq and is a predicted model, not a curated record. Gene Ontology annotation, biological process: fatty acid beta-oxidation using acyl-CoA oxidase; lipid homeostasis.
AUGGUUCGCAGGACAACUGAUAAUUUUACCAUUAGCGAAGAAAUGCGCAACGAAGCGUUGAUACAGAUUGAAAACAUUUGCAUGCUCAUGUGCGGCAGUCUACUAGCGACAUUGGGAAUGCCAGCGCCAAAUCGUUCAAUGCACGAUGCUUUCAAUCGCGAGUUUCAACGGGAGCACCACUUUGAUCAAACUAACCUGGCCAAAAGAGUCCGAACAAUUGUGCCUCUUUUGAAUGCCGAGCAGAAGAACGUGUACGAUUCGAUAAUGCAGGUUGUUGACGAUGAAACGGGAGGCUUAUACUUUCUCGAUGCUCCUGAUCUUUUAAAAGCGCUUAACUGGCUUACCGCCUGGCAGUUGGAAACAACGGUCAAACGGGUCGAGCAACAGCAGCGUAAUGGGAAGGAUGCGUUUGAAACGCGUAACAAUAUCCAGGUCUUUGCUGCUCAAAAGCUUUCUAUAAUAUACGGCGAGCGUACCAUCUACUACGUGUUUUAUAAGUUUGUGCGCAGCCUGCCCGACUCUGCUGAGAAGCAGGUGCUGCAGCAGGUACUCUCCUUCUAUGGCGCACAUUUGGUCAUUAAGUACUCUGCUGUUUUUUACCGCGGUGGCUAUUUUCGCGAAAACUCGCAACAACUAGACCUGUACGAGCAGGGCAUCUUGGGUUUACUUCCCCUUCUGAAGGAUGAAGCCAUUGCUCUGGUGGAUGCCAUUGCCCCCUCUGACUUUAUUCUAAACUCACCCCUGGGAAUGAGCGAUGGAAAUGUCUACCAGCAUCUUCAACGCACGAUUGUUUCCACUCCAGGUGUAUACGAGCGCCUCCAUUGGUGGCGAGAUGUUAAUUUUAAGGACUACCUUAAGCGCGCCAAAUUGUAG